Messenger RNA from Pyrus x bretschneideri (Chinese white pear), 984 nucleotides. RefSeq names its product homeobox-leucine zipper protein HOX3. The transcript is spliced from 4 exons. Gene Ontology annotation, molecular function: DNA-binding transcription factor activity, RNA polymerase II-specific; sequence-specific DNA binding. Gene Ontology annotation, biological process: regulation of DNA-templated transcription. Bases 8 to 829 code for a protein of 273 amino acids. The record is from RefSeq and is a predicted model, not a curated record. Lineage: Eukaryota; Viridiplantae; Streptophyta; Magnoliopsida; Rosales; Rosaceae.
ACUAUUUAUGUGGCCUUUUCACCUUUUAACUUUUUCUCUCUAUUUCAUCAUCUGGUUUUGUGGUUUUCAUCUGUCUCCUCCUGUUUUUACUUUACCCUUUCCCCCUCUCUCUCCUCCUUUCUUCUUCUUAACUCUUCAUCCCACACCUGCAAUUAGGGUUUCUAUGGCGGUUUUACCGACGGCGAUGGCGAUGGGAUCGUCAAGCUUGGAGUUGACGAUAUCCGUACCCGGCUUCUCUUCGUACCCGUCUUUUCUUAAUUCAUCUGUGAGAGACUUGGACAUAAACCAAGUGCCAUCACUACAAGGAGAUCAAGAAGAGUGGAUGACAGCAGGCAUGGAAGACGAAGAAGAAAGCAGCAACGGAUCGGGCCCUCCCCGCAAGAAGCUUCGUCUCACGAAGGAACAGUCUCGUCUUCUCGAAGAAAGCUUCAGACAACACCACACCUUAAACCCUAAGCAGAAAGAGGCGUUGGCGAUGCAGUUGAAGCUGAGGCCACGCCAGGUUGAGGUGUGGUUUCAAAAUCGUAGGGCCAGGAGCAAGCUGAAGCAAACAGAGAUGGAAUGCGAGUAUCUGAAGAGAUGGUUCGGAUCGCUGACUGAACAGAAUCGGCGGCUGCAAAGGGAGGUGAAGGAGCUGAGGGCAAUGAAAGUCGGCCCGCCCACCGUGCUUUCCCCCCACAGUUGCGACCCUCUUCCGGCAUCCACACUCACCAUGUGCCCUCGUUGCGAGCGAGUCACCACCACCACCAAUUUCGACAGAGACACGGUCAGCGGGCCCACCAAAACUAAUCAUAUCUCGGCCGCCGCGGCCACCACCUUGUCCUCUUAAGUGGCGACGCCCGCCCUCUAAUUGCGGCUGCAUGCACUUAAUCUUAAUUAGUUUGUAAUUUGACCUACUUGAUCAUGCAUGGAUCGCCAUCGAUAAUUCGAAAUCAAAGGAAUGAAUAGUGAAAAGAAAUUAAGAUUCAAGAAUGUUAAUGUUAA